Messenger RNA from Corylus avellana, 942 nucleotides. Its product is annotated as protein MKS1-like. Gene Ontology annotation, cellular component: nucleus. Lineage: Eukaryota; Viridiplantae; Streptophyta; Magnoliopsida; Fagales; Betulaceae. The record is from RefSeq and is a predicted model, not a curated record.
UCACUUCCUCAAUAUCUCUCUCUCCCUCUCUCUCAACUGCCCUCAAAAUUUAGCAUGGACAGAUCACCAAGAAGAGAGCUCCAAGGCCCCCGCCCCACCCCUCUCAAGGUGCACAAAGACUCCCACAAGAUCAAGAAACCACCGCUGGCGCCCCUGCUACAUCCGCCACAUCCACAGCCUCAUCAGCACCGCCCACCAGUCAUAAUCUACACCGUCUCGCCAAAGAUAAUCCACACAAGCCCUAGUGACUUCAUGACACUAGUUCAACGACUUACCGGAUUGUCGUCGUCAUCAUCUUCUUCUUCAUAUUCUUCCUCAUCAAUCGAUCCAUCUACCAAUAAUAUUCCUUCAAACGAUUAUAGAAGCGGUGCAAUAUCACCGGCGGCUCGUUAUGCGACGAUAGAGAAGGCAAGGUCUCCUGAAGGGAAGAAACAGCAUAUUCAGGAUGUGGAAGGGAUAGAGAAUUCUCAUGGGAUUGAGAUGAUGGGUCCGUUGAUUCCGGGGAUAUUGUCACCGGGGCCGGCUUUACUUCCACCAAUCCCAUCAAACUAUUUCUCUCCAUCAUCUGAUCCGGGCCCGCUUAGCAGCUUCUUUCAUGAUCUAAGCCCUGUGCUUCAUGGGAGCAAGAAUCAUGUAGAAGGUAGUUUCUUGCCAAGUCCUUCAAACUUUAUUUACAUGACUUCCCCUACUACUCCAUCCAUGGACUUAUUCAACAAUUUCUUUGACUAUAAUAUUUGAUUAAUUCUCGGUUUCUUGUUUUUGUUCUGAGAGCGGAGAGAGAUAUAGAGAUCAUAUAGAUAUCAAUGGUGAAGAUGAUGAUAGAUUUAGGGUGCACUACUAUUCAUGGUGGUGGGGAUGUGUAGUUGGAAACUUCUUAAUGACAUUGUCUGCUUGUUUUAUGAAAUUUUUAAUUUUGUGGGCCAUUCUUCUGGGAAAUUUUGG